UGACCAAAUAAUCUCACGAUUGGAAGCAACCCACAUGAGAAGACUGCCAAAAGUGUAUUCAUAAAUCCUCAAACCACACCGCCUCAUACUCAGACCAAAACACCUAACACCUAAUAAACAUGCUGUUCAAUAAUCAGUAUCUCUCUGAGACAUUUCGUCGAUCACUUGGUCUGCAAACCCCAAAAGACCGCAUUCUGCAUACCCAUCCAUUAAUAAUAAUGAUGUUGUUUUUAGAUUCCCAAUUGAAAUACCCAACAUUAUUUUGUAAAAACCUCGUAUAAACAGCUUUUGACUACUGUUUUCAAUGUCCUCAUUCGUCAUACAAGAACGACGUUUUCUUCAAAUCUUGGAUAUUUGGAGGGAAUAAUAAUCAGACAUAAAAGAUAACCUUAAAAUGGAGGGAAAUAAUUGAAUCCCAAAUAAAGGCCCAUAUGGCCAAAUGGAUAUAAAAUAUGGCCCCCCAAGUUUUAAAAGGUUAUCGGGCUAAUGAGCCCUAACCAAGUUCUUCACCAAAUUCUCUCUUUCUUUCUCUGCAACUUCUGCUAAUGAUGGUGAAGCACUGGAAACAAGCAUGAUUAAUGGCGAUGAACAGCUUAUCAAUUCAUUAAGCUUCUGGUACACAUUAUCCUUGUAAUUUGAAGGAGACGAAAGGUUCCCUUUUUAGGAACUCCCAUGAACAGAUCCAGCGGAGUAGGGUGGGAGUGUCGGACGGUAGCUCAGAAGAUUAGAACAAGUGGAAAUUUUACGUUAUAAUUGCCUGAAAUCUGGACGUGCAGAUAGAUCCUGUGAAUUUGUUUUAGUUAUUUUUCAACUUGAUUCCUCACUUGAAGCUACCACGUUCAGUUUUUGUUAAUAGUAGAAUAAUAGAUGGAGGGGAAAACAGAAAGAAGCAGACCGAUUGCAGCCUUUAUGGCCUUUGGUACAAAAGGUGACGUCAACCCUAUCACUGCAGUAGCUGCAGCUUUUGCUUCUGAUCAAAGGAAGUAUCAAGUGUUUUUCAUCAGUCACUCUGCCCACCAGGACUUAGCUGUACACUUGGCUGAAAGUAAUGUAAGAUACACUCCAGUUUCAUCUCCGCCUGUUCUUCCUCCUCCCGAAACUGAUGAGAAUGAUGACUCUGCCGCUCUGUCUUUCUGUAGCGAGAAACACACAGUUACAAGGGAACAUAGGAGGGAAUGUCUUUCAAUUAUGGAAAAGAUCUAUGGAGAUGGCCCGAGUAUGGAGGGUGAUUUUGUUUUGAUCAAUUUUUUUGCGUUGGAAGGAUGGAGUCUUGCUGAACUGUUUCAUGUUCGUUGUGUUGUUGCAGCUCCUUAUGUCGUAAACUAUACUGCCCCUUCCUCAUUUCAGAGGCAGUUCAGACGAGAACUUCCACUUCUUUACCAAUUCCUGCACGAGGCUCCUGAUGGUAAGCUUGGCUGGAAAGAUGUGAUUCAUUGGAUGUGGCCGCUUUUUACUGAAGAUUGGGGAUCAUGGAGGAGCAAUGAACUGAAUCUUAGCCCGUUGCCUUUUACAGACCCAGUGACAGGUCUUCCUAUGCGGCAUGAAAGACCGCCAUCUGCCCUUUUGUUGUAUGGAUUCAGCAGAGAGGUUGUCGAAUGUCCUGAUUAUUGGCCUUCAAACUCUCGGAUUUCUGGGUUUUGGUUUCUCCCUUCCAAGUGGCAGUUUUCAUGCAGCAGCUGCCGAGCAAUCUUUGAUUCAGGAGGGGAACUCUGUUCAAUUCAUACAGGGUUACAGAACUUUCUUAAAGUUAAUCUUUCAACGCCUCUUGUUUUCAUAGGUCUGAGCUCAGCUGGGAAUCUGGGCUUCUUGAGGAAUCCUAGAGCAUUACUCUGCAUCUUACAAGCUGCUGUAGAUAUCACCAAGUGUAGAUUCAUUCUUCUGACAGCUGGAUAUGAACCACUUGAUGUGGCUGUUCAAAAUUUUGCUGCUGAAGUGGAUUCUUCAACAUUAAAUCAAAGUACCAGCUUAAACAAUGGGAUCUCCAUGUACAAUGAUCACUUAUUUUUCCUUUCAGGUUCUGUUCCCUACAGUUGGCUCUUCCAAAAAUGCGCAGUUGCUAUCCAUCACGGAGGUAGUGGAUCCACAGCGGCAGCACUGAGAGCUGGAAUACCUCAAGUUGUUUGCCCCUUUAUGCUAGAUCAAUUUUACUGGGCUGAAAGGAUGUGCUGGCUUGGAGUAGCUCCAGAAUCUUUGAGAAGAAAUCAAUUGCUUCCUGAAAAUUGUGAUGACAUGAGCAUCAAGGAAGGUGCUUAUGCGUUAAAGAAUGCUAUAAAUCGUGCUAUGAGUCCUGAAAUUAAAGUACGAGCUCUAGAGAUUUCAGAGAAAAUUUCCUUGGAGAACGGAGUUUCAGAAGCUGUCAGGAUUCUCAAAGAAGAAAUUAUCUAAUACAGACUUGUCUCGUCUUAGGAAUCAGCAACCUCUUUCUGUACCAAUGUGCUGCAAGUUAAACAAACGGAGGAAGUAAAAAGAAUCAAUGCAAAGACACGGAAAACUCACAUCGACAAAGCAGUCAUGGAAGAGCAGACGAAGAAGCUUCCCGGGAAUACUAGGGUCAGAAGAACUUGCUGAUCUCACAACAUCUCUAACUACAAAUUCUACACCGGGACACGACAAUGCAUAGAAUUCCAAUUCGAAACCGAGAUUCGAACAAGGGAAUAAACCCAAGAUGAAGAUUAACAGCAAAAAUGUUGGUUUAUGGAGAUGAUUAGCUUGAACAGAGAGUGAGAAAGAAAGGUCAAAGGAAAAGUUAAUAAAAGCUGCAUUAACUUGAUAUGGAGUUUAUAGGUAGGAGGCUGCUGAAAAGAGUUUUAAUGGAGAGCUGAUGAUAAUGGAGCUGGCAGUAAUUAAUGUUGCAGGUCUUCUCACUUCGAUCAUGGAAUUUAAUGUCACUUUUCUCAACAACAAAAAUUGGCAAAGAAUGGGGCUAUCGGAAUGCAUUGGGCUAGUGAGCUUUCGAGCCGAAAACCAUUGAGUUUGAAUUUGGUUUGUUUAGUUAUCGAACCAUAAAUUUAACCUCAAACUUGGUUCAUUUACAAACGAAUCUAGCUUGAGCCGAACUUUUAUCAAACCGUUUGCGAGCUGUUCAAUAACGGUUAUAUUCGUGUCCACCCCUGCAUCACAGUGUAGUUAUGCUUUGAGUGUGUUGUUGAAUAAUAAUCAUUGCAUUCAUAAGUGGCGGGAAUUCAACGUUGAGGUGCGGAAAAAAAAUAUGAAACUAAAAAAAUAGGGCGAAACAAUCAUUGUGGCAAGUAUUUAGUGAUAUAUUUUAGGAUUUAUUACUAUAUACUCCCUCCGUAUUUAUUUAAGGGAUACACUUGUCUUUUUCGGUCGUAUUUAUUUAAGAGAUACACUUGCCAUUUUUAGUAACUUAUCAACCCCACCAUCUAAUUACAUAAUACAUCUAAUUUAGCAUAUGACCCACCAUCCUAUUAAACAAAUAAUUUCAUAAACUCACUCCACCUCCCACCCACCAAAAUGACAUGGUCCCCACUUGAUUAAUUAUUAAAAUAUCUAUCCAACCGCAUUUACUUUAUUAUUUUAUUUCAUUCAAUUCUUCAUCUUAAUACUCGUGCUCGACCAAGUGUAUCUCUUAAAUAAAUACGGAGGGAUUAUAAAAUUAUUGGGGGAGGGUGGUGAGAAUUCGAAAAUUCCUUGUGCUACACAGAUUUGCUUCAACUGAAAGGAUGCUGCCCAUCGAGGUACCCAUGCAAACUCACGCGGGAGAUUAGUCCACUCGUCGAAAACGGUAGGAACUCCUCCUCGUAGUAGAAUUAAAAAAAACAUAGAUUUGCCUCGAUCACAAUUUUUUUAAUUUUUUUUUUGUUAAAAGGAAACGAACCAAGAAAAAACAUUUUUAAAUAGCGCACCAAACAAUUUACUGUGCUGACUAGGAAUGGCAAUGGAUCGAACUCGGGUCGGAUGUAGAAAAAUCUAUAUCCGAUCCAUUUAAAAUUCGGACUCCAAAAUUGCAUCCAUAUCCAAAUCCAUUUACAAUUCGGACUCUAAAAUUGCAUCCAUAUCCAUAUCCAUUUAAAAUCCGGACUCCAAAAUUGCGCCCAUAUCCAAAUCCGAAUCCAUAUUCAUAUCUAAAUCCGAACCAUGCGUUAACUUUACUUACAUAGAACUUGUAAUUUUUUUAUUUUAAACAAAUUUAGAAAUACAAACUUUUAUAUAAGGCGGAUUUAGAAAUCCUAUUUCUCAUUUACCAAAAUCUAAUGAGUUUCCAAUAAAUUAAUAAAUUACAAAUAUAUGCGUUUUAAUCAAAUAUAUUAGAUUAUAUUGGGAACUUUCUUUUUAAAAAAAAUUAUUUACGAAAAAUAAUACACUUUGAAAUAACUUCAGGUCGAAUUUGCACUCGGAUUCGGACUCGAGUCGGAUUCGGGUCGGAGUCUCUACAGACUCCAUAUCCGAUUCAUAUCCAUUCGGAUUCGGAUGUUUUUAAUCACAUUCGGACUUUUUUUCUCAAAUUCGAAUCAGAUAUUUUCCUUCGAAUCGGGUCGGACUCGAUUCGAAUUCGGAUGUGAUUGCCAUCCCUAGUGCUGACAAAUAUUUUGGGCAGCAAGCAUUAUACCUAAGCACUCUAAUACCGUAAGCGGAAGAAAAUCAAGCAAACCUUAUGCGGUUAUGCAGGAAUUCGAGCAUUGACUUGGUGUUCACUCUUCACUCUUCAGGCAUUGAUAAAGUCACGUGCCGCCCACACUCUCCCCUGUUUUCUUCCUUUAAUUUUGUUCUUUCUUACUUUACUUUUUUUUUUUUUUUUUUUAAGGAAAGAUAAACGAAAGUUAGGAUAGUGUUCUCUCAAGACUAUAUCCUAACUUAUCUAAAGAUAUAAAAUAAGAAAAUUUACUAUC
Molecule: messenger RNA, 4850 nt
Organism: Spinacia oleracea (spinach)
Lineage: Eukaryota; Viridiplantae; Streptophyta; Magnoliopsida; Caryophyllales; Amaranthaceae
Product: sterol 3-beta-glucosyltransferase UGT80B1
Exons: 6
Coding region: 868-2385 (505 amino acids)
Molecular function (GO): UDP-glycosyltransferase activity
Source: RefSeq, a predicted model, not a curated record